UCUCUUCGUCUCCACCAGCACCACACUUUAUCCGUUCUUUUUUCGAUUGAGAAGAGAAACAAAACAAAACAACAAGAUGAUGAGAUUCUUGUCUUGUGGACGAAGCGCGUUGUUUUCACGGCCAAUGGAGGGAGAGUGAGUGAUAGGUUAGGUUCGUUCUGAGCCACAACAUAUCAGUUGUACCUUCUCGAAAUUUCCAUCACAUUAAAAUAAUAAUAAUCCAACGUGGCACUUAUCGGCUAUUUAACAAAACUGCUCUUUCUAGUACCUUCUCCUUCUCUUCACUCGUCUCCUCUUCUCACUAUUCAUUUUGUUUUUUUUCUUCUCGGGAAAAAAUCUUGCUGUUUGCGGGAAUUUGAUUUCUCGAGAAAAGGGAAAAAGAAGGAUCAGAAGAUUAUCUCAUCUUAUCUAUACACUGUUCGGCGUGGCAGAGAGGCUGGAAUUGUGAUAUUAGCAGCUUAUCAUAAUAUUUACCUUAAUGGCCGCUGAGGCUGAUGUUCGAAGUGAGGAGCUAAGCAGCAAUGUUGAAAAUGGAAUUUGCAAUUCCAAUGAAGGAACUAAUCCUGAAACCACCAGUCAUUGGCUUGAAAACGUUGUCAAGGUUAGGAAACCGUACACAGUAACUAAGCAGAGAGAGAAGUGGACUGAGGAAGAGCAUGAGAGGUUUCUUGAAGCCAUUAAGCUUUAUGGUCGUGGUUGGCGUCAAAUUGAAGAACACAUAGGUACGAAAACAGCUGUACAGAUACGAAGCCAUGCUCAAAAGUUUUUCUCCAAGAUGGCUCAGGAAGCUGAUAACAGAAGUGAAAGAUCGAAUAAAGCAAUUGUGAUCCCGCCUCCUCGUCCAAAGAGAAAACCGGCUCAUCCUUAUCCUCGGAAAUCGCCUAUUCCAUUUUCUCAGUCUCCUCCAUCAAACAUGUCAGCUAUGGAGAAAGGAACAAAGUCUCCAACUUCAGUGCUAUCAUCAUUUGCUUCUGAGGAUCAAAACAACAGAUGCUCGUCGCCUAACUCUUGCACAAGUGACUUUCAAUCCAUUGGUGGAACUUCCAUUACUAAAACGAAUGACUACGCAACUUCCAAGCAAUCCCUCAAAGAGGAUGCUACACCCAUGUCAAGCAUUGUGCUUUUCGGCAAGAUUGUUCUUGUUCCGGAAAAAUCUCACAAACCACCCUCUUACACAGAUGAUGAUGAUCGUAAAUCAAUGACAGGGCAAGAGAAUCACUGCUCUGGGAUCAAGAAUUCGACAUUGCACAUUGGUUCGAGGCACGUUGAUACUGACUUAUCUCUUGGAAUUUGGGAAGCGUCUUGUACUGGUUCUAAUGCCUUUGGCUCGGUUACAGAAAUGUCUGAGAACUUGGAGAAGAAUGCAGAGAAACGGCUAAGCUUCUUAGAAAAACAAGGAUCCUGUAAUCCUGCAAGCGGGUUCAGGCCAUUCAAGAGAUGCCUAUCCGAAAGAGAAGUUACAUCAUCUUUGUCACUGGUAACUGCAGAAGAACAGAAAAGCCAAAGAAGAGCACGUAUAUGCUCCUAGCGCAAGUACACCCUUCUUGUACAGUUUAGAAUCGAUUUAUGAUGAUCCGCGAGAUAUUGUUUCGCCAUUGCUGGGUGACUUGGAUUAUAACACUCCAGGAACCAAAUCUAAAUUCGAAUUGGUAAGUGAAUUUACUUUUCAACCACAUGUAAUUCUUGUAAUGAAGUUUCUUCUGCUGUCUCACAUCAAGAAGACAGUUACUUUUUUCUUCAUAUACAAAUCAGUUUACAGUGUAUUUGUUUGACCACCUAUCUAUUUGUAACUCUGUUUCAAUCUAAGGUCUCCUUUAUGAA
This is a messenger RNA of Capsella rubella, 1821 nucleotides long. Its product is annotated as protein REVEILLE 7. Gene Ontology annotation, molecular function: DNA binding. The coding region runs from base 479 to 1528 and encodes 349 amino acids. The transcript has 6 exons. NCBI's taxonomy places the organism in Eukaryota, Viridiplantae, Streptophyta, Magnoliopsida, Brassicales, Brassicaceae. The record is from RefSeq and is a predicted model, not a curated record.